GCAACAACCUCGGAGGUCGCGUCACGGCGCCGUCACUCUUAGCGUGACAGGACGUGGGAUUUGGCGCCAGGCAGCUGGAGGGACCUAGGAGCGCGCCGAGCGGUAGACAGCAGACAAGUCCGGACACAUUGUACUGCGAGUGGAGAAUGGCGCUACCGAAGCUAAGCGAGGGCUCCAUAGCGGCCAUCCUACAGGGUGAUACCUCAUCCAAGCCUAUCCUGCAGGUCAUUAAUACCAGACCCAUCAACACUGCCAAUGGUCCUCCCCGAUAUCGGCUGCUGAUGAGCGAUGGACUAAACACCCUUUCCUCUUUUAUGUUGGCAACACAGCUGAACUCUCUAGUGGAUGACAAUCUCCUUGCAGCGCACUGUAUCUGUCAGGUCUCGCGGUACAUUGUCAACAACUUGAAAGAUGGAAGACGAGUGAUUAUAAUAAUGGAAAUGGAUGUAUUGAAGCCAGCUGAUUCUGUCUAUGGGAAGAUUGGAAAUCCUCAACCUUAUAAUGAUGGUCAAGGAGCACCACAACCUGCAGCGGCUGCCCCGACUCCUCCACCACAAAGCAAGCCUGCCCAAAGCUCUGCUCCACCUUCAUCUAUGAACAAAGGGCUGUCUAAACCAUUUGGAGGGGGUGGACCAUAUACACCUGGAGGCUCUCAGUCUAAAGUGGUACCAAUUGCCAGCCUUAACCCAUACCAAUCAAACAUGAACAUUAAUGUAGCACGCAUUACCUCACAUUAUCCCAUUUCCACUGUGGGCGAGAUCCGGGCUACUGCCUUCAAUGAUCAAGCGGACAAGUUUUUCUCUCUUAUUGAAGUGAAUAAGGUAUAUUACUUUUCAAAAGGUACUUUGAAGAUUGCUAACAAGCAGUAUACGGCUGUAAAGAAUGACUAUGAGAUGACUUUCAAUAGUGAAACCACUGUUAUCCCUUGCGAUGACUCUUCAGAUGUCCCUUCAGUGCAGUUUGAAUUUGUUCCCAUUUCUGAGUUUGAAAACAAGAAUAAAGACACACUAUUAGAUGUCAUAGGUGUUUGCAAGAGUUUUGAAGAUGUAACUAAAGUCACGAUAAAAUCAAACAACCGUGAAGUUUCAAAGAGAACGAUCCAUUUAAUGGACACAUCAGGCAAAGUGGUUUCUACAACUCUGUGGGGUGAAGAUGCAGAUAAAUUUGAUGGUUCCAGACAACCUGUUGUGGCGAUCAAAGGCGCACGGCUUUCUGACUUCGGGGGCAGGUCCUUGUCAGUUUUAUCAUCCAGCACCCUUAUGAUAAAUCCAGAUAUUCCUGAAGCAUUCAAGCUCCGCGGAUGGUUUGACUCUGAGGGUCAAGUGCUCGAAGGAUCAUCUAUUUCGGAGUCUCGGGGUGGUGCUGGAGGAGGGAACACUAACUGGAAGUCUCUGCUUGAGGUUAAGACAGAAAACCUGGGCCACGGAGAAAAAGCAGAUUAUUUCACCUCUGUGGCAACUAUUGUCUAUCUUCGGAAAGAGAAUUGUAUGUAUCAGGCCUGCCCUUCUCAAGAGUGUAACAAGAAGGUGAUUGACCAACAGAAUGGACUUUUCCGCUGUGAGAAGUGUGACAAAGAGUUUCCUAACUUUAAAUACCGCCUUAUUCUAUCAGCAAAUAUUGCUGAUUUUGGAGAGAAUCAAUGGAUUACAUGUUUUCAGGAGUCUGCAGAAUCCAUUCUUGGCCAAAAUGCUGCUUAUCUUGGGGAACUCAAAGAAAAGAAUGAACAAGCUUAUGAGGAGGUGUUUCAGAAUGCAAACUUCCGAUCUUACACCUUUAGAAUUCGGGUCAAGUUGGAGACUUACAACGAUGAAUCCCGUAUCAAAGCCACAGCCAUGGAUGUGAAACCUGUUGAUCACAAAGAAUACUCUAGACGUCUUAUCAUGAAUAUCCGGAAACUGGCCUCUCAAGGAGUCUGAAUAAAUGUAGUCCAUCUGAAGACCUAUUAUACCAGAGAAACCAAUAGUGACUGGGUUUAGCUUCAGGCAACAUCUGUUCAUCUACAAAGCCUGUUACAGUUUUGCAAUUGAUAUUAAACCAAGCUUUCUGAUCACACAGCAAUGUUUCCUGUAGACACACUGCCACAAUGGCUAGCACUUCCCCUCCUUCUAUACAUCAGGUCUAGGGCUCACUAGUUUCUUCUGAAGAUGAGGUAGAGGACCACUUGAAUGUGGCAUUUUGUACAUUAGCCUGCAACGCUUGUAAAUAUGUUUCUCAUUCUGUCACUUUCUCCUCUUAUGCUAAUUUACAAGAAAGCUUAAUUACAUUUUACCAGGACUUAAUUAGCGUCCAUGGAAGUAAUUGGCGGCUGCUGAGCCAUCGGAUGCCCACCCACAUGCCCAUUUACCACACUUUAAGGUUCCAAAGGCUCCAAGCUAAUCCGGGGCUCCUAUUCCUCUUGUGAAGACCGGGGGCUUAUUGCCUUCGCAGUGUGCCUCCGCUUGGAGUGGGGAGAUGUGCCAUACAGUUUGCAAAUGCUUGGAAUGACAAUAUGGAGGAAUUAUUAAUCAAAGACCUAUCUCUUCUAUCUGAAGACUUUCCUUCAGGGUUUAAUAGACUGAGUCAGAUGGUCCUGAUAUUAAUCAAAAUUGUCUCUUCUGAGAAGCUCUGAUAAGCAUUGACUCUCUGGCCCCUGGGGAAAUCUGGCCAACUACAAAGCUUUGCUUUAUUUUUCAUUUAAAUUAAUAUUGUGCUUUCUUACUCUUCUCUUUUUUUGACAGUGUGUAAUUGCAGAAGUUUGCAGUCUGUACGUUCACAGCAUUUCCCUGUUUUCAGCUGCUUUGUGUUUUUAUUUGUCUUUUUUUUUUUUCCUUUUUGCUAUGGAAUUAAUCAGCUUACUUUCUCAAGUCAGAGGAAAAUGUGUAUUUUUUUUUUAAUUCUGAGAACGGAAUAAAAAGUUUAG
This is a messenger RNA of Hyla sarda, 2899 nucleotides long. It is a transcript of the gene RPA1, whose product is annotated as replication protein A1. Gene Ontology annotation, molecular function: damaged DNA binding; single-stranded telomeric DNA binding. The record is from RefSeq and is a predicted model, not a curated record. The transcript is spliced from 17 exons. Gene Ontology annotation, biological process: DNA replication; telomere maintenance via telomerase; nucleotide-excision repair. Gene Ontology annotation, cellular component: DNA replication factor A complex; nucleus. The coding region runs from base 147 to 1916 and encodes 589 amino acids. Lineage: Eukaryota; Metazoa; Chordata; Amphibia; Anura; Hylidae.